AUGGAGCCGACAACAAUAAAGCAAGGGUGUGUGAAUGUUUAUAAGUCCGCUGACUUUAACGGUGUUGCGCCGCAGAAUGUUGGAUCUGGUGGGUACUGGAGUGAACACGUACCGCUGAAUGUGGCCGUUGCAGUCAGCCCAAGUGAGUCAGCCGAUAGAUUGGCGGGGGUAGCGGGUUUGAGCUUUUCUACUGAAGCAGCAUGUGGCCUCGCGCGUCGAUUUUGUUUCGAGCAGUUCGUCAGUAUUCGCCGUCCUCGGCGUUUGGAGAACGAGCAAUUCGAGGACCGCAACUCAGCAUCUAUCGCAAAUCUGGAGAAAGGUACUUCAAUGCUGGACAGGCCGAUAGAAUUUCACGGAUUUGGUGUCGAGUGGUGGAUCCGCAGUGACCAACGAGUCGUGGGUUCAGGAGUGAAACCAUCCCAACUUCGUGGUGCUGAUGGUAUCUUCCGCAUCGAAAUCAGAUGUAGGCGAAGUGAACUCUUUGGCGUACGCUUCCUCGGCAUUCACUCCCCGAUACUGAAAGCUGGAAGAUGCUCAAUUCAGCAAAAGGGCAUACGCUACCUAUCGCAAGCCGUAGGGACUUACUCGUCCGCUGAACUAGUUUCACGUUUGCCGUUUACAUUAUCCCGACAAAUGAUGCGGGCGCAGCCAAUAAUGAAGUCAAGAUUUUUGCACAUGAAGAAUACUCCUGCCGUGCCACAAGACCCGUGGCUGACCACUGACUACCCCCAAUUCAAUCUCGUGGUGCCAAACAUACCUUUCGGAUCGAAAUUCAAGUUGGGCCAAGUGGACACUUUCGCCAGUGCGCACUACCGAAAGGGCCGCCCAAAUGAGUCGACGGAUAGGUUGGCGGGGAUGGUCAACUUGGAUUUUGAGGGGUUGCGGAUUGUCAUCGUGCGAUUCCUACCUGGGUUUUCUUUCCUUACCAACCAGAUAAUGAUGUUCAUCAACUAUCGACCCGUCGACUUUGUUUUGGGCGCGUCCUCGGUAUUUCCCGUUCCUGGGUUGCUUUUUGCAGUUGCAAAUCGAGCAUCACUAAAUGUACCGCAGGCCUGGAAAACAUACUUCACUGCUGGACAGGUCGAUAUAAUUUCAUAG
Phytophthora sojae is the source of this 1098-nucleotide messenger RNA. RefSeq lists its product as hypothetical. The record is from RefSeq and is a predicted model, not a curated record. The transcript has 6 exons. The coding region runs from base 1 to 1098 and encodes 365 amino acids. NCBI's taxonomy places the organism in Eukaryota, Oomycota, Peronosporomycetes, Peronosporales, Peronosporaceae.